Messenger RNA from Symsagittifera roscoffensis, 1495 nucleotides. RefSeq names its product palmitoyltransferase ZDHHC6-like. Gene Ontology annotation, biological process: protein palmitoylation. The record is from RefSeq and is a predicted model, not a curated record. Gene Ontology annotation, cellular component: Golgi apparatus. Lineage: Eukaryota; Metazoa; Xenacoelomorpha; Acoela; Convolutidae. The transcript is spliced from 2 exons. The coding region runs from base 137 to 1276 and encodes 379 amino acids. Gene Ontology annotation, molecular function: protein binding; palmitoyltransferase activity.
UAAUGCUGCUGAUACUAUUAUUUCUAACAACAUUUGGCUCAUAAGUUGUCAAAAGUAUGAAUAGAACAUCUGAUGUUUUUCGUUCAAUCUGACAAUGAAUUAAUUGCGCUGAAUAUAAUUGAACGAAUUAGCUGCCAUGCUACGGGAACUGGGUAGGCUUUUUCACUGGGGCCCUAUUUUUGCCCUUUCCGUUAUUUCCUUCAUAUCAACCGUGGGCUUUUUCGCAACACUUCUCUGGUGGCCGCCCCUGGAAAUCUACGGCCAGAUCCACCUGGGAAUAUACCUUACACACAUUCCUCUCAUCUUAUUCUCCUUCCUUCGGUCUUUAGUUUUGGGCCCUGGAUUCGUCCCUUUAAAAUGGCGUCCCAAAAAUGAAAGCGACGAGGAGUUUCUCCAGUUCUGCAGUGAGUGUGACGGGUUUAAGCCUCCGAGGAGUCACCAUUGCAGGAAGUGUAAACGCUGCUGCCUCAAAAUGGAUCAUCAUUGUCCCUGGAUCAACACCUGUUGCGGACAUCUCAAUCAUGUCAAUUUUGUGGCGUUUCUUUUGGCAGCUCCCGUAGGUUGCUUGCAUGCGGCCGUAGUUCUUAUUUGCAGUGCCUAUCGAACAAUUUACCGCAGCGACUACCACAACUUAGUUGCCACUCUGUAUCGACCCCCCGUGAACUACAGUGUGGCAAUGUUCGCUGCAACGGUGCUAGCUGCCGGGUUUGCUAUAGCUGUCAUCGCGUGUGUUGGCUUCCUAUUUGUCCUCCAGGUUUAUUCAGUCAUCAGAAACAAAACUGGAAUCGAAGUUUACAUAUGUGAGAAGGCAGAAGAUAUGGAGCGCCCUGAAGAUAGUUCAUUUGUCUACCCUUACGACUUGGGACCCUGGAAAAACUUCAAAAGCUUUUUAUUCGCUGGAAAUGGGUAUGACUGGCCAGUGAAACCGGGAGUCUCAAGGUUCGCGUUGACAGUAGAGCAGAAGCUGCAAAAAGAGGCGAAACGAGAACGCAGUAUAGAUUUCAAAGUUGUAAAGGGUUAUUCCGGUGCAUUUUUUCCAAUAUCUUUUGGAUGCAGGCUGCUAUUCAAUAUUCCGAUAAGCGAUGAACCGCGAAUGAAACUCAGUGUCGGCGAGAAAAUUGUGGUAACGAGAGGCAAAUCGAAGUGGCUUUAUGGUCAGAAAGAAACAAGUCUGAAUGGAAAAACGGGUAGAGAGCGUGGAUGGUUCCCUAGACAGUGUGUUGAGUUGGCUUCCAAGUCAGUGUUUCAAAGGUUUUCUUCCAAGAAGGACGAAUAAUAUCCAAUAUAUGUUUUAUGAUACGUGUUUCUGUUUCGCAGAAGGUUAAUAUUAAAAGGGAGGCGUUAAAUUAAAUUUAAAAGGACAUUUUGCAGUGAAAUAAUGGAUUGCUUUUUCUUAACGUUUUCAGGAACGAGCUUGGAGAGAAUUAAGUUCAGAAAAUUAAACUUCUGCAUCUGUACUGCUUGUAAUUUUAAUUUUUAAUUUGUAGUUUGUUAA